Messenger RNA from Blepharisma stoltei, 399 nucleotides. The record is from the annotation of a GenBank genome assembly. Lineage: Eukaryota; Ciliophora; Heterotrichea; Heterotrichida; Blepharismidae.
AUGGUUGACAACCUCCUUUCAGUAUCAACUGUAACAACGCAAUCGCCACCAACCUUGGUUUGUCCACAGCCACAGAGACCUGAAUCAAAAUACCUUUUCACCAAAGAAAUUUCAUGCUUAGCCUUUGGAUUUGGGGAUGAGCCAAAUCCUAAUCAAGAUACAGUGCAUUUAUUGGAAUGCUAUAUGAUUGAAUAUGUAAGAGAUCUUCUCAGCAAAGCUUCUAAUAGAGCUCAAAGAAGAGGAGGGAAAUUGGAACUAAAUGAUAUUAUGCAUUACCUAAGGGAUCAUCCAAAACAGUAUAACAGAGUUAAAAUGAUUAUGAAGCACAAAAAAGCGACAGAAACCACCAGCAAAUUGUGGGAGGAAGAAGAGCCUGGAAAGAAGAAGAAGAAAUUAUAA